Molecule: messenger RNA, 1091 nt
Organism: Parathielavia appendiculata
Lineage: Eukaryota; Fungi; Ascomycota; Sordariomycetes; Sordariales; Chaetomiaceae
Exons: 2
Coding region: 294-854 (186 amino acids)
Cellular component (GO): mitochondrion
Molecular function (GO): flavin adenine dinucleotide binding; flavin-dependent sulfhydryl oxidase activity
Source: RefSeq, a predicted model, not a curated record
GUUUAGGCUGUAGGUGAUAUUGGAUGAAAUGUGCAACCUGCAAUUGGGAAAUUCAAUGUUGAACAAAUGGGACAAAUGCCCGCAGGGAGCUUCAGCUGUUGCUUUCGCUGGCCUGUUCUUAUCGAUAACAUUGCCCUGCUCAUUCAUCUGAUUUCCAAUCACACCCGAGAAUUGCCGGCGCCAGUGUCCCGGCAUCGUUUUGGAUGUUUCUAAGAUCAUGAUCAGUUGACUCUACUGUUGUUGCGCGGGCUAGUUGUGAGGCUUCCUGAACCGAGACAACUCAGCGCAUUCCAAUGGCAGCCGAUAGCACAGAACCGCAGCCUACCAGCGUGCCGGCCGCGGACGGUGCUGUGGCUGGAACCACGGUCGAGCCGCCAAAGAAAUUUCCCAAAGGCGUUGUCCUCGGCAAGGACGGGAAGCCUUGUCGCUCCUGUACCUCCUUCGCAGCCUGGGCCUCGCAGACCAAAUCCUCACUCAACACCACAGCAACAACAACACCAACCCAACCUCAAAAAGACUGCCCGCCAGACGUCGAGACUCUCGGACGAAGCACUUGGACCCUCCUGCACUCAAUAGCGGCGACGUAUCCGCCCGCGCCGACUCCCAAGGAGCAGUCCGACCUCAAGAGCUUCAUGCGCCUGUUCUCCAGGCUCUACCCGUGCUGGGUGUGCGCCGAGGACUUCCAGGCGUACAUGCAGAAGCAGGAGGUGAGGGCCGGGAGCCGGGACGAGUUUGGGAACUGGCUGUGCGAGGCGCACAACGAGGUGAACAGGAAGCUGGGGAAGUCGACGUUUGAUUGUGCCAAGUGGGAGGAGAGGUGGAGGACGGGGUGGAAAGAUGGGAGGUGCGAGUGAUUGGCGGCCAUGGGAGGAUUGUUUCGGGGAUCUGUACAAACCAUGAGUGGGACUUCGGUUGGAUGAGACGGAGUUCGGCGUGGUAUGUGUAUGGCGUGAGACCCCUAAUUUCUUUCUCUCUCUUUUGAUCAUAUUUAGCUUUCCAACUCAUCAUCUCUUCACAGUUAUUCGGGCAUGUUGAAAAAAAUAGAGGCAUCAACGCGAUUGGCAUCAUUCGCACGCACCGUGGCACGAGAG